GAGCGUAUGAGUGUUGGAGAGUUGUUGGAUGACUCGCUGGACGUGUGCGACUCCUCUCCUGCUGAUUCCUUCACAAGCAUUCAAUUUCUGUUUCGAGCUUAUCUGAUGCCUAUCACCUACCUGUUUGGCAUUUUUGCCAACUCUAUCAAUAUUGUCGUAUUCUUGCACAAGAGCAUGCGCAAUCAGCCGGUCAACUGGUUCUUCUUGGUGCUUUCGCUAAGUGAUCUAGCCGUCCUCAUCGCAUCAUUCUUUGUGUUCUCCGUACCAGUGUACGCAGAAGUGUCCGAUGAUGUCGACAUUGCACGAAGUUCCGCCGUACUGAUUGUAUGGUUUUACCCACUGGCGCAGACUGGUCUCACUAUGUCCGUUUACCUCACCAUGCUGGUCUCAGUGCAUCGAUUCAUGGGAGUGUGCCAUCCCUUCAUGAUCCAGCGAGUUUCUAAUUCGUCGGCAGUGAAAGGUGUUAUUGUUUUUGCUGUCGUCUUUGCCUUCUUAUUCAACACAAGCCGGUGGUUUGAACUGCAAGCGGUGCCUUGUUACUCGAAACGACAUGACAGGGAGUCAUUAGUGGUCUACCCGACGGACUUGAUGGUGGACAGUGUGUACACGGUGGUGUAUCGUAAUGCUGCUUACACUGUGGUGAUGUUCUUCCUGCCAUUCGCUAUCCUCACGUUCGUCAAUCUGCAGAUCAUUGGUACACUUAGGAGCUCAUAUCGGUAA
Haemonchus placei is the source of this 720-nucleotide messenger RNA. Lineage: Eukaryota; Metazoa; Nematoda; Chromadorea; Rhabditida; Trichostrongylidae. The record is from the annotation of a GenBank genome assembly.